ACUUGCAAAUAUGGGAUCAGCAACAUUUACAGAGGCAGGAUGCUACGCUGUAUGCAGUUGCAGGAUUUGACCAGCGGGUGUCGCCCUCUGCUGGAAGUUUUUGAUGUUUCCACCAAGGAAGAAAGUACUGACAUUUUUUUAGUAACAAAUAAAUUCAAAAGAAGUACAGUAGGUAAAAAGGCAAAAUCAUUUUCAUUUUGUCAGAGAUGACAAACGCUUUUGGUGGACAUUAUUUUAUUCAUUUUGGAAGAGAGUCCCAAACUUUCUGUGCGCAUGCAAUGUAAAAAAAAAAAAAACUUUCCGGCGUAAAAUAAAUAAUGUAAAACAAACUUGAAUAAUUUUGUUUUCAAAAUUUGGUUUGUCAAUAAAGAUUUAUCGGAAAAAUAAAAACGAAAAUAUAUGCGCAAACAAGCGGAAAUUGCGUCUGUAUUUUCCCGCGCUUUUCUACUGUCAGUUUGUUUUAGUUCAUCUCGCGUGCUGUCAGGUGAUCUGUUUGAUCUGAAAAUCGCUUUAUGUUUUUAUUGGAAAUACCAUGUAAUCGCGAAGAUUGAAUUCACCUCCUUUUGGCUAAAUAAUCUGAAAUAAAAUUUUAAAAUGAGGCAUUUAAUUCUUAAAACUGCGCAUAGUGUAAAAAAAAAAGUGUGUGGAAACCAUGACAUAGCCGCCCGGCGGGGCCAUUUCUUUGAAUAAAACAAACAUACACUGAAGCACGGCUCCAGGAAGUAGGAACCGCUCCAGCAUGCCGCCUAAAAAACGCAACUCGGGAACGGCACAGAGCAACAAGGAGCUGAAGCCGAGUUCUGACAGAAGCUUUCCAGACAAGACGGGGAGUCCAGAGUUUUCUCAGAACAAACACACAGACAAGGAUGUGGAGUUUGUGACCCUGAGUAAGAGCCUUCACGUCACAGAUUCAGUGUGUGAACGCGCGUGGACUCUGUGGAAAACUGUACAGGAUUUGAUGGAAGAUGUUGCUACCAAUCAGAAAAGACUGUGGGGUGCUUGCCUGUUUGUGACUGCAACAGACAUGGAUGCUGCCUGUUUCACCCUGACUGAAGUUCUGAAAGAAGUCGAUAUCAAUGUGAAACAGUUUCUCAGCCUGGUAAGAAGAUUGGACGUGAACUUGGAUACGAUUAGCACCAAGGUGAAUUCAGCACUGACGCGAGUGGAGAAGAAGUACGAUGUGAUGCUGGCUCUCUACCAGAGGUUUGAGAAAACAUGCAAGAAAAUCUUUGUUUCGACCCCUGAUGAAAAGGAGAGGGCAACCCUGCGUACUUGCUGGACAAUGUUUCUUUUGGCAAAAGGAAGAGCCUUGCAGAUGGAGGAUGACCUGGUCAUAUCGUUCCAGUUGUUGCUUUGUACGCUGGAAUUAUUCAUCAAGCGCAGCUCUCCAGAGCUUUUGCUGCCUCUUUAUAAAUCAGUCGUCAGCAAAGCUCAGAGCCCGCUAACGAGAACAUCCCGUCGCAACCAGAGCAAAACCAAAUCCCGCGUUGUGGAAUCGGAGGUUAACGUGGAGCUUCUGGAAACUUUGUGCAAAGACAACGAAUGCAAUUCUGAGGAGGUGAAGAAUGUUUACCAGACCAGCUUCUCAGCUUUUCUCGACCAAAUGGAUCUUUCGAGGUUCCCGGAUUUUCCUCUGGUGACUGAUGUCAACCAGCAGUAUCAAGAGCACUACCUAAAGAGCAGAGACAUAGAUGGUCGACUGUUUUUUGAUGGAGAUGAAACUGUCCUUGUGCCAAAAGUUGACAUUUUACAGGUAGAGAGAACACCCAAGAAAACCUCGCCAGACGAUGAUGGGCCAAUAAUUCCACCACAGACUCCAAUUAGAGCUGCAAUGAAUUCCAUCAAGAUGCUCAGAGGUGACCUUCCCUCCAGUGGAGACCAGCCGUCCUCUAAACUCGCAACAUAUUUUAAAAAUUGCACUGUGGACCCAACCCAGGGUAUUCAGAAGCGUUUGGAGAUGCUUGGACAGGUGUUCAGUCAGAUGUUUGGUGAGGCUGUUGGGCCGCACUGUAUCGCAUAUGGCAGAGAGAGAUUUAAUCUUGGUGUUCGGCUGUACUACAAAGUCAUGGAGGCAAUGCUAGAAUCGGAGGAGAAGCGGCUGUCUGUGCAAAAUUUCAGCAAACUUCUCAAUGACUCCACAUUUCACACGUCCCUUCUAGCUUGUGCUUUGGAAGUCGUCAUGGCAACAUACGAAGAGAGCAGUUUCAAAAACGGAGGAUGCAGUCACGGAGAAGGCGAACAGGCGGUGAGAGACCUGUGUUUUCCCUGGAUCCUCAAUGUGUUCGACCUCUCCGCCUUUGACUUCUACAAAGUCAUUGAAAGCUUCAUCAAGGCUGAACCAACUCUGAGCAAAGAAAUCAUCAAACAUCUGGAGACUUGUGAGAACUUCAUCAUGGAGAAGAUCGCAUGGAGGACGGGCUCCCCACUGUUUGAGCUGCUGAAGCGGGAACAUGAAGCUGGAGGCACAGAACAGGCGGAGACCCCGGCUAGUUUCAGCUUACCUCUGCAACACAACCACACCGCAGCUGACCUAUAUCUAUCUCCAAUACGCCCAGGUCUCCGUGUCCUGCCUCCCGAAUCUCCAGCCACACCCAGCUCUCAGGCUUCCUCUCAGGCAAACUCCCAGGCAGUGGGCCAAGCUCCGCGGCAAUCAAAGUCUAACUCUCUCAGCCUCUUCUAUAAAAAAUUGUAUCGCCUGGCAUAUACGAGGCUGAAGACGCUCUGCUCCUGUCUGCUGUCUAACCACCCGGACCUGGAGCACGUGAUAUGGACUCUGUUCCAGCACACCCUGCAGUAUGAGUAUGAUCUCAUGAGGGACCGUCACCUUGACCAGCUGAUGAUGUCCGCCAUGUACGCCAUUUGCAAAGUAAAAAGCGUUGACCUGCGCUUCAAGUCAAUCGUCUCUGCCUACAAGAACAUGCCUAACACCAGCCAAGAGACCUUUAAACACGUGUUGAUCACAGAAGGCCAGUAUGACUCCAUCAUCGUCUUCUAUAACCAAGUGUUCAUGCAGAAGUUAAAAACCAACAUCCUGCAGUAUGCAUCCACCAGGCCACCUACUCUUUCUCCGAUCCCUCAGAUCCCAUGCAGCCCUUACAAGUUCCCCAACUCCCCUCUGCGUGUGCCAGGAAGCAACAACGUGUACAUCUCUCCUCUAAAAAACCCACGCAUGUCUCCGGGUAUGAUGACUCCUCGCUCCAGAAUGCUGGUGUCCAUUGGUGAAUCUUUUGGGUUUGCCAACCGCUUCCAGAAGAUCAACCAGAUGGUGAACAGUAGUGACCGCGCCCACAAGAGGACUCUGGACGGUGGCUCUGCUCUAAAGACUCUGAAGAGGCUACGCUUCGAUAUGGACGGACAGGAUGAAGCUGAUGGAAGCAAAUCUGGAGGAGAGUCCGCCCUGAUACAGAAGCUCGCAGAGAUGAGCUCCACUCGCAAUCGAAUGCAGGAGCAGAAGAUGAAGGAGGAUGCGGAAUCCAGGAAAAAAUCCCCUUAAAACCCACUGGACUGACCUGCACUGUUUGAACACUACUGUUUGUUCACACAAAGUGAAACCCAAGUUCCUGUUGGAUUUUUGGUGUAUUUAGCUGCUUUUUAGUUUGUAUUUUUAUUGAAAGAGUAGUUUGGGGACUCCACUUUUUUUCGGUUUGUCAUGCUUUGAGUGUUUUAACUAAAUAAUGACUUUUAUAGAAUUUAGUUUGUUCUUGAUGUGCUCUAAAAGAAGUGGGUUUGGUCUAGCUGCUUUUAAUGAGGAAUCAUUUCAACAUUGAUUUCACUUCUGUUUUGGAAACAUAUCUAUGCUUACAUGUUUGGAUCAUGAUGCAGCAUUUUAAAUGUUGAAUCAUGGUUACUGUCAGCACAAAGGAGUGAAUGACAGUCUCACAUCAGGUUGUUUUAUUUUUAAAGAGAUCGCUCUCUGCUAAGGUCAUGUCCUAAAAAGAGAAAAUCCGAUCUUCAGCCAAAAAGGUCAAAAUAUUGAAGGAUCUGGUGACUGAUGUUGGUUUUCUUUGACUAAAUCUGAAAAAUGUUUCUAUUUUAGGUUUGUUUUAACUUUUGGUGAAAAAUGAAAAAAAAAAGUUUUCAUAGUGUUUCAGUACUGAAAUUUAUGUAUUCACUUCUGUGGUGAAUUGAAGGUUGUUUUUGUGAGUAGGACAAGGCUGAUUCUAAAAUAGGGAAAUUAAUUUAAUUUACUGAAUAAUAAAGUGCACGCGUAGCCUAUAUGUGGGGUUCAUUGUAGAAAAAACCCACAGUGUAAAAUAUUGUUACUUAUUUCAGUUAACAGAGUUUAAUAAUGCUUUAAUGAUGUGAUUUACUCAAGCAAUUUCUUGGAAAUAAAGAAAAUCAAACACAA
Molecule: messenger RNA, 4348 nt
Organism: Oryzias melastigma (Indian medaka)
Lineage: Eukaryota; Metazoa; Chordata; Actinopteri; Beloniformes; Adrianichthyidae
Gene: rb1
Product: retinoblastoma 1
Exons: 28
Coding region: 740-3493 (917 amino acids)
Biological process (GO): negative regulation of G1/S transition of mitotic cell cycle; cell differentiation; cell morphogenesis involved in neuron differentiation
Cellular component (GO): chromatin; nucleus; Rb-E2F complex
Molecular function (GO): RNA polymerase II transcription regulatory region sequence-specific DNA binding
Source: RefSeq, a predicted model, not a curated record